AUACUAGUGUAACUACAAUACAAUGCAAACCAAUACUACUGUAUAUAUACUGUACUAUAGACUCACCCAAUGAUGUGUUGGUCUUACAUAUUGUUUGUUUAAUUUAAUUGUAAUCACAAUUUGAUACCAUUUGAUGAUCAUUACUAUAAUUACAUUUGUUUUCAUAUAAAUUAAGUUAUAAUUUAUUUUUGMAAAUUUUAAUUAAUUUAUUUAAAAACAAUAAACAAAUGAGUAGUCGUCGCGGACAACCCGAUUGGUCGGUACCGGUCAGCGAUCGGAUCUCCAAUAAGUUGGUUCUUCAUAAUUCAUUGACCCGACAGAAGGAAGAGUUUGUGGCAAUGAAUGGUCGCACCAUUACGUGGUAUAACUGCGGUCCCACUGUCUAUGACAGCUCCCAUAUGGGACACGCAAGAAGUUAUAUCUCAUUUGAUAUCAUUAGACGAGUUCUUGAAUCAUAUUUCAAUUACGAUAUCUUCUUUGUCCAGAACGUGACAGACAUCGAUGACAAGAUUAUUCAAAGAGCUCGACAAAGAUAUUUGUUUAAACAAUACUCGGAUAAUAUCGGACAAAAUAGACAACAAUUUUUGAUUGAUAUCAAUGAAGCUAUUAAUCAAAUGAAGAGUAAGUUAGACGUUGAGACAGAUAUGGAGAAGAAGAAUAUGUUAACAAAAUUGAUAACUAAUGCCAACGAAGUUAUUAAUAAAACAAUGGAUUUAAAUGCAAUACUUGAACACAAUUGUAUCUCCGAUGUGUUGUCUCAAUGGUUGGAUCGUAUUAAAGGUCAUGAAGUUAAUGAUAAUUCAAUAUUUCAAUCUCUGUCCCGAAAAUUUGAAGACGAAUAUAAUGAAGAUAUGAAAGCAUUGAAUAUCUUAGCUCCCGAUGCCAUCACUAGAGUUUCAGAAUUUAUACCCGAAAUCAUUGAAUACAUAGAAGUUAUCAUAAAAAACGGAUUCGCUUAUGAAUCAAACGGAUCCGUAUAUUUCGAUACAAAUAAAUUCAAUUCAUGUGAUCAACAUUUUUACGCCAAAUUAGUUCCCGAAGCUUUUGGUGACAGUAAAGCCUUAGCUGAAGGAGAGGGCGAUCUGUCACAUGUGUCAGAUAAAAGAAAUGUCAACGACUUUGCUCUUUGGAAGAACUCCAAACCCGGUGAACCAUUUUGGUCAUCACAAUGGGGUAAUGGACGUCCCGGAUGGCAUAUUGAAUGUUCGGUGAUGGCCAGUUCAGUAAUUGGUCGACAAAUGGACAUACAUUCGGGUGGUAUUGAUCUAAGGUUUCCACAUCACGACAAUGAGAUGGCACAGGCAGAGGCUUAUUAUAACACAGGAAAGCCAUGGAUUAACUAUUUUUUACAUUCUGGACAUUUGACUAUAUCUGGUUGUAAAAUGUCUAAAUCACUUAAGAACUUCGUUACAAUCAAAGAGGCCCUAAAACGCAACACUUGGAGACAAUUGAGAUUUGCUUUUCUGUUACAUUCUUGGAAAGAUACCCUCGAUUACAGCGACAAUACUAUGAAUGAUGCCAUCAAUUUUGAAAAGUUUGCAAAUGAAUUUUUUCUGACGGUUAAAGACUUGAUUCGCACGAGUGAUAAGUCUAUUGUGAAGUGGACUGAAAAGGAGAUCUCAUUAAACAAAAAAUAUCAUGAUUUAGUCAAUAAUAUUGACUUUGCAUUGUGUAAUAAUAUCGAUACUCAGACUGCAUGUAAACAUAUUAAGGAACUGAUAACUGCCACCAAUUCGUACCUUCAGGAGUGUCCAAAAUCACCGAACAUAACACUCAUUACAAAUAUUGCCGGUUAUAUAACAUCGAUAUUUAAUGUUUUUGGUGUCGGGUCUAAAAGUCAUGGCUUGGGAUUUGCAAAUGAGAGUUCUGAAAGUAGCGAUAGAGAGGCAAUAGUUAUGCCAUUUUUAGAAAUAAUUGCAAAUUUAAGAGAAACUUUCCGAAUCAAAGCAAAAGAAUUGGCAAAUAAAGAUUUGUUAACAAUUUGUGAUCAAUUACGUGAUGAUGUACUWCCAAAUGUUGGCGUACGUCUUGAAGAUUGUGAAGUGGGUGAUGGACUAACCAAAACUAGACUCAAACUCGUCGAUAAAGAAAUUUUAAUGAAAGAAAGAGAAGAAAAAAUAAAAGCACAAGAAUUUAAAGACAAAGAAAAAGAGAGGAAACUCAAAGAGAAACUAUUGGCUGAAUCAAAAAAAGAAGAAGAAAGCAAAUUGUGUCCAUUGGUUAUGUUUAAGACUGAAAUCGAUAAAUAUUCACAAUUUGAUGACAAAGGGUUACCAACUCAUGACAAUGAAGGCAAAGAGUUAACCAAAUCUGCACUCAGAAAGGUAUCAAAACUCUACUCAUUGCAGGAAAAGAAACACAAUCUCUACAAACAAUGCACUAAAUGUCAGGCUAUUUGAAUCAAAGUAAU
Molecule: messenger RNA, 2410 nt
Organism: Oppia nitens
Lineage: Eukaryota; Metazoa; Arthropoda; Arachnida; Sarcoptiformes; Oppiidae
Gene: CysRS
Product: cysteine--tRNA ligase, cytoplasmic-like
Exons: 3
Coding region: 228-2399 (723 amino acids)
Biological process (GO): cysteinyl-tRNA aminoacylation
Cellular component (GO): cytoplasm
Molecular function (GO): ATP binding; cysteine-tRNA ligase activity
Source: RefSeq, a predicted model, not a curated record